Triticum dicoccoides is the source of this 584-nucleotide messenger RNA. RefSeq lists its product as uncharacterized. The record is from RefSeq and is a predicted model, not a curated record. Bases 121 to 387 code for a protein of 88 amino acids. The transcript has 3 exons. NCBI's taxonomy places the organism in Eukaryota, Viridiplantae, Streptophyta, Magnoliopsida, Poales, Poaceae.
CAAACAACGGGCAAACCAUUGGCCGGGAAGAAGAACACGAGGGAAAAGAAGAUAGCAGCAGCGUCUUUCAUCAGAGUUUAGAUCAUCGCAGAGCGCAACGCUAGGCCAGGCGACGACGACAUGGGCCGUUGGUUGAAGCCAGAUGUUUACCCGCUGAUCGGCGCCAUGUCGCUGGUGACGGGGAUGUGCGUCUUCCAGCUCACCCGGAACGUCUUCCUCAACCCGGACGUCAGGGUGAGCAAGAGCAACCGGCAGAGCGCGGUGCCGGAGAACGAGGAGGAGGGCGAGAGGUACAGCCAGCACGCCUUCCGCCGCUUCGUCAGCGCGCACCGCCCGGAGGUCUUCCCCGCCAUCAACCGCUUCUUCUCUGGGUUCAGCGCCAAGUGAUGUGUCCAUUGCAUGUGUGUGUACGUGUGUCGCGUGUGAAUAUGUUGGUUCGUGAUUGUGUCAUUAGCGUGGAGGCGUGCCAUGGAUAUGUGCUCCUAGACACGCCUCAGGUGAAUAAAUGGUGUGUUGGAAAUAUAAGAGCAGCUCUAGAAGAGUUGCCAUAAUUUGAAUCGUGAAUAAAUGGUGUGUUGGAAAUA